This is a messenger RNA of Vicia faba (fava bean), 360 nucleotides long. NCBI's taxonomy places the organism in Eukaryota, Viridiplantae, Streptophyta, Magnoliopsida, Fabales, Fabaceae. The record is from the annotation of a GenBank genome assembly.
AUGUAUGCCCUAGUCUAUGUAGACGAUAUUUUGCAGACUAGCUCUUCUUCCAAAUUUGUUCAUGAUCUCAUACAAAAGCUACAUGAUAAGUUUACUUUAAAACACUUAGGAAAAUCAGCUUACUUCCUAGGCAUUGAAGUCUUGUAUCAACCAAAUGGGUCCUUAUUACUCAAUCAGUCCAAGCAUGUUCAUGAUCUCCUUAUUAAAGCCCACAUGCCAACUACAAAAGGAGUGCAUACUCCUAUGCUGAGAACUUGUAAACUUAAUAGAGAUGGGACUGGUAUAUUUAAAUAUCCAAGCCUGUAUAGAUCUAUUGUUGGAUCCUUGCAGUAUGUCACCUUAACUAGGCCAAAUAUUUAA